This is a messenger RNA of Ostrea edulis (European flat oyster), 3433 nucleotides long. RefSeq lists its product as uncharacterized. The record is from RefSeq and is a predicted model, not a curated record. Lineage: Eukaryota; Metazoa; Mollusca; Bivalvia; Ostreida; Ostreidae. Bases 145 to 1134 code for a protein of 329 amino acids. The transcript has 6 exons.
AGUACAACAUUGAGAGCAGGGCAAACACUAAACCCUGGACUCACCGUGGUGGGAUUAGGCGCCUAGGAGGAGUCAGUAUCCCCUAUCGACCGGUCAUACCCGCCGUACGCUCUACAUUUUGAUCAGAUCUCCAUUCAUUGUUGAAUGAAAACUUUUCCUCCAAACAGUGAAGGCGACCCUCUACAAUGCUGUCGUAAUUACAAACUACGUGGUGAUUCAUGUGAAGAAUGUUGGCCAGGCACCUUUGGCAUAGAUUGUAAGGAGGACUGUCCUGACGGGUUCUAUGGACCUUUAUGUGCAGAAGUCUGUAAUUGUUCUUCAUGCGACAAAGUCUCUGGGUGUCAUUCUUCAACUCAGACUGAUAAGGAUAUCAAUUUUAUUUCAGAGAAUUCCAAUAAUGAGAGCGUUAUCAUUGGUUCAUCAUUGGCAGGAAGUCUUACUUUCAUAAUAGUUAUCGUCAUCUACUGCAAAAAGAGCAGAAACAGAACCUUAAUGACUCCAGAUUCAUUUAUUCAAAAAGGCGGAUUACAAGUCAGUACGAUACCAUUGAAUCGAUUCCCUCAACUCAGUCCAUCUUCCAGUAACGAAGCUAAUAGUGGCGAUCCAGAAUCAACAUUUCACGGCGGGAAGUUUGAACCGUUAGAACCUCAAAUGUGUUGUCAGCAAAAUGAUUUUACUGAUAAUUCGAUAAGUUCAAAAGAGAAUAGUCAUGCUAAGCUGUUGUCAUCAGACAGUGUGUACUGUCAUAUGAACAUGGAAGUCGACCAUUACGACAUAAUAGAUUUGCCAUUCGAUAGUAGUCAGGAAACUGAUGAAGACUUCUACUCUCCACACAGUUCAAACAGUUGUUGCAAUAAUACAGACUCGGGGUGUUCAUCGAAAAACAGCGAAAAUGGAUCUUUAUUGUCCGUAAAGCAGUGCAGCGAAACUCUAAACAAAAAUUCACAAACAGCAGAUAUAUUUGGAACCCAUGACAUCCGCGAAAUAGGACAUUUUAAAACUGGUAUGAUGAAGAAAAAUGGAAUUUCAUCAGUAAAGGUGAAGAUAGAAGCAAUGCACUUAGAAGAAUUGUCAAGAAAAUUGCGUAACUUUCAACAGUACCCUGAAGAUACCGAAUUCAAUGAUUUGGUGUAGUUUAAAGUUGCAUUCAUAUGCAAACAACCUCAUACAAGUAGAAAAAUACUAAAAAACAGAUGAACCUCAUCCGGACAAAUACUGAGAUACUGAGGAACAUCAUACAGAAAAUACUGAGAGACCGAUAUAUUGACGCGCCUUUUACAAAGAAAUACUUUUUUCCUUCCAUGGAGAUUGCAGACAUCAAGAAAUUAAGAUAUUGAAAGAUUCCAAUUUAGAAUUUUGAAUUAGCUAUGACAGAAAUUCACAUUUUAAAAUGGUUUGAUUUAUAUUGGAUCAUUGUAUAAAGCGCUGUUUUCGUAUGUAUGCAGCUAGUGACACCUGGCGCACUGGAUUUAUGGGUUACGAGUUUGUGAAUAUACUACAUAGUUUUACAUUUCUCUGCAUCGCCAACGUAUUGUUUUUCUUUUAUUUCACAAUAACAUUAAUACUAUUAUAUUCCCCGACACGUCACUGCGAAUCAAAGAUGAAGCAAAGCACAAACUUCCAAAGCAAAAUUCCUAUUUAACUGCCAGUCCUAAGGUGCCGAGGUGCAAUUAUUAUGUCAAGAUAGUAGCUUCCACAGUUGAAAAGGACGGUGUUGUAUCAGUUCAGAGUUUUACUUUUACCGAUCGUUUUCGAUCAGUGGUCAAAUCAUUCGUAUCGUGAAGAAAGUCAGUGAUUAAUCUCUUGUAUUCACCAAAGGUGACUUUAGAAGUGAGAGUCAUGGGUCUUUUAAAUGAGACUUUACAAACCAAGGUACCAUGUUUCGUUUGGCGUUGAUAAAAUAAACUCAACCAAUGUUAGCGGUCUGAGCACCAUGCGUAGGUCUAAAUUUGUGACACUUCAUUUGCAGCUGAUGGCAUCCGAAUUCUAGGGAAAAAAUACAAAGAAACAAACAUUUAAAAAUUUCUUUAAUUUGUAAAAUAACAGGAAACAGAUGUGCAGAUAUAUUUUCACAACACGCUUGUGCUAUUAGUAUAUAUUUUCAAAUUGCAUUGCUUGACAUUCUUACGUUUCCUGAAAAUUGUUUAUCCUUUCCAGUUUUUAUUCAUAGCACAACAAUACAAAAAUUAGUCUGGAAAUAAAGUUCACAGUUAAAGAAAUGAUGAACUUUGUUAUAUUAUGCUUGUAGGUUAAGGUACAUAAAUUACAUAAAGCAGAUGAUAUGAUUCUUCAAAUCAUUCAAACACUCGACAUGACAUCAUGAUUUCUGAUAAACACUUCAAACAUCCACUCCACUAAUUAAUUGGAAUCUCAUAACUUGUGAUUGAACCUCCACCUGUCACGAUCUAGCUUAUAGUAACUAUAUAUUCACAUAGUAUCCAAUGAAUAACCAUCUAACAUAUUUUGGAUGACAAAGAACCGUUGCGUUGGAUUACCGAGGUUGCAAGUGAACAAUUAUCAUUUAAAGUUCUUCCCCCCACUAGUAAACGGCUGUAGAUUAACGUUAUUCUAGAUUACAUUGGUUGUGUAGUAAAUAGGGCUAUACGGACCAUGGAUAUCGGCCUGCAUAGCUCAGUGGUUAGAGCACCUGACUAGUAAUACUGGGGUCCCGGGUUCGAUUUCCGGUCAAGCCACAUAUUUUCUCCUGUCUCCUAUACUAUAUUUGGUGCCGUGACCACCCCUGGAUUUGCAGGUUGUCCUACCAGGGCGAAAAGAACCUGGGUUGUGUGUGUCUUCGAGGGCGAAGACUAUUUAAGGAGGAAGGAAUGUAGUAAUUAGGUCUAUAUAGACCGUGGAUAUCGGCCUGGAUAGCUCCUUUAUAUACUACAGUUGUCUCGCUUACUGGUUUUAUGAAAUGCGAAGAUAACGAACAGUGAUCAAUCUCAUGACUCCUAUAAGCAAUAUAGAAUAGAGAGUUAGGCUAACACAGACCCCUGGAUAGAUCUGAAGUUCUCGUUUCAUUUAUGAGUCAAAAUUUCUAUCUCAAAGUUAUUGUCAUGCUUGCUUGUCGACAGCUCUAGACUAAACUUUUCUCGCUCACUAGUGAACAGCUCAAAUUAAACGUCUAAUGCCGCUUACUAGUGAACAGGUCAAGAUUAAUUUGUAAUCUCGCUUCCUUGUGAACAGCUCUAGAUACAUGUACAUGUAAUAUGUGUUAGAUGCUUUUAAAUGAAUACUGAAUUUUAAAUGAGAACUUAUCUUUAUUUGUAAUUAUGGGCCAGAUGUUUGUGCAAAAAAUCAACAAGCAAUUGUUACCAGACCUGUGCCAUACAUUUGUCACUUUUAACGCAUAAUUAUCAUAUAUUGUUAUAGAUUUUGAUUACAAUCGUAUAAUGGUUGAAACACAUGUACUGCAGGUACGGCGUCCAGCCAA